This is a messenger RNA of Euleptes europaea (tarantolino), 279 nucleotides long. RefSeq names its product methionine sulfoxide reductase B1 (gene MSRB1). Gene Ontology annotation, molecular function: peptide-methionine (R)-S-oxide reductase activity. NCBI's taxonomy places the organism in Eukaryota, Metazoa, Chordata, Lepidosauria, Squamata, Sphaerodactylidae. The transcript has 3 exons. The record is from RefSeq and is a predicted model, not a curated record. Bases 1 to 279 code for a protein of 92 amino acids.
AUGGCUUUCUGCGUCUUCUCCGGGGGGGAGGUCUACCAGAACCACUUCGAGCCCGGGAUCUAUGUGUGCGCCAGAUGCGGUUACGAACUCUUUUCCAGCAGAGCAAAAUACUCCCACUCAUCCCCGUGGCCGACUUUCACCGAAACCAUCCACAGCAACAGCGUCUCCAAAUACAAAGAACGCCCAGGAGCCUUAAAGGUGCUGUGCGGGAAAUGUGGCAACGGCCUGGGCCACGAAUUUCUCAAGGACGGCCCAGGGAAGGGCCAGUCUCGCUUCUGA